AUGGGAUCUGCAGUCGCUUACCACUUGGCACGUCGUGGUUGGGGAGACAAGACUAUCCUUAUAGAAAAAGAAAAAGUAGGCGCCGGUAGCCGCUGGCAUGCUUCGGGACUUGUUGGCGCUUUCAAGCCUUCAUUGGCUCAAGUGAAACUUACUCAAUCAUCAAUACGACUUUUACAAGAGUUGGAAGCCCGUGGUAGGUCCACUGGUUGGAAGCAAUGUGGGUCGCUCCUGCUAGCGAGGACAAGGGAUAGGAUGACUGUCUAUAGAAGAAUGAAGAGUCAAUCAGUUUCCUGGGGUAUACCAUGCGAACUGGUCACGCCGAAAGGGUGUCAAGAGAUCUGGCCGAUGCUGAAUGUCGAUGACAUACUUGGUGGGCUUUGGAUACCCGGGGAUGGCGUCGGUGAUCCACAUCUGUUUUGCAUGUCCCUUAUGCGAGAAGCCGUCGAAAGUGGCGUGGGCGUUAUGGAGGACUGUAAGGUGACGUCCGUACUGUCCAAGGGCGACACAGUAUGCGGCGUGGAGACCAGCCACGGCCCUAUCGAGUGCGAAUACUUUGUUAACUGCGCUGGCUUCUGGGCGCGACAGGUCGGCCAGUUGGCGAAGCCUCAAGUGAAGGUUCCGUUGCUGCCCUGCGAGCAUUACUACUUGCACACCAAACGCAUCGAAAACUUAGACCCGAUGACUCCAGUCGUGAGAGAUCCCGACGGCUACAUUUACCUACGCGAACGCGACGGCUGUAUAUUGGCGGGCGGUUUUGAACCUGUUGCGAAGCCUGUCUAUGAAGAAGAAAUCGAAAACGCAUCGCAACGUUGCGUGGCCGAGGACUGGGACCAUUUUCACGUGCUCUUGCAAGAGUUGCUCAAACGGGUGCCGAGUCUCAACCAGGCCGUGCUACACAAGCUGUGCAACGGUCUCGAGGCCUUCUCACCAGACUGCAAAUGGAUCGUCGGGGAAGCCCCUGAGAUGCGCAACUACCACGUCGCAGCUGGCAUGAAGACCGUUGGCAUCUCAGCAGCGGGUGGCGUCGCUGAGGCGACCGCCGACAGAAUAAUCGACGGGUACACAAAGUACGACAUGUACGAACUGGACAUAAACCGUUUUCUCGGGCUGCACAACAAUAAGCGGUUCCUCAGGGACCGCGUUAAGGAAGUACCAGGUGUGCACUACGGACUUCCGUAUCCGUUCCACGAAUUCGAAACCGGUCGCAACCUCCGACUGUCGCCAAUUUAUCCAACUUUGCGCGACAACGGCGCCGUGUUCGGUCAGGUCAUGGGCUACGAGAGGCCCACGUGGUUCGAAACAGUCGACAAGGACAAAGCGGACCCGCAGAAGGAGCGGCCUUUUAAAAUCGCCCAUACAAAAACGUUCGGAAAACCGCAUUGGUUUGAGACCGUUCAGCAGGAGUACUGGGCGUGCAGGGAGGCCGUCGGAUUGGCAGAUUAUUCGUCUUUCACGAAAAUCGAUAUACAGUCGCAAGGCCGUGAAGUGGUUGAUUUCCUUCAGUAUCUGUGCUCCAAUAACGUUGAUGUACCAAUCGGAAGCAUCAUACACACGGGCAUGCAGAAUGACCGCGGUGGCUAUGAGAACGAUUGCAGCUUAGCUAGGAUUAGCGAAAACCACUAUAUGAUGAUCGCACCGACUAUACAACAGACGCGUUGCAAGGUCUGGCUCAAGCGUCACCUGCCGCGGAACGGGUCGGUGACCCUAUCUGACGUCACCUCGAUGUACACCGCCAUUUGCGUAAUGGGGCCCUUCACGAGGAACCUGCUAUCCGAGCUGACUGACACCGAUCUGUCACCCACCAAUUUCCCCUUCUUCACCUUCAAGGAGUUGGACGUGGGGCUCGCUAACGGCAUACGGGCGAUGAAUCUAACGCACACCGGCGAAUUGGGCUACGUUCUGUAUAUACCGAACGAGUUCGCGCUACACGUAUACAAUAGACUGAUGACAGUGGGGGAGAAAUACGGUAUAAGCCACGUCGGUUACUAUGCCUCGCGUUCUCUGCGUGUAGAGAAGUUUUUCGCCUUCUGGGGGCAAGACCUUGACACCAUGACAACGCCACUGGAGUGCGGCCGAACAUGGCGCGUAAAAUUCGAUAAGGAUAUCCCUUUCAUCGGUCGCGAGGCCCUACUCCGUCAGAGGGAAGAGGGCAUAGGGCGCCAAUACGUGCAGCUUCUUCUGACCGACCACGACCACGAGUUGGACCUGUGGUCGUGGGGCGGCGAGUCCAUAUAUAGGGACGGCAACUACUGCGGCCAAACCACCACCACCAGCUACGGUUACACCUUCAAGAAGCAGGUCUGUCUGGGUUUCAUCCAGAAUCUGGACAAGGACGGUCGUCCGCAGCCCGUCACCAACGACUACGUGCUCAGUGGACACUAUGAGAUUGACAUUGCCGGCAUAAGAUACGCCGCCAAGGUGAACCUCCACUCGCCCAACCUGCCCACCAAGUAUCCGGACAAGGAGCGUGACGUCUACCAAGCCACAAGAAGACCCCACGAGCCGCAUCAGUUCCUCGGGCGUCAUUACCAACCU
This is a messenger RNA of Iphiclides podalirius (scarce swallowtail), 2535 nucleotides long. NCBI's taxonomy places the organism in Eukaryota, Metazoa, Arthropoda, Insecta, Lepidoptera, Papilionidae. The record is from the annotation of a GenBank genome assembly.